UUGAACGCUUUCUAUUUUUCUCCCCACAGAGCGUUUUUUUUUUGGUUCUUUGUUGCUCCCAAUUUUGCUUAAGUGAAAAUCAAUCAAUGCAAUUACGCGCAUCCGGAAGAAGUAUUACGGCAUCCCCAACGUGCCCGCAUUGAAGCGCUCCACCAAGGACGUCGCUGUGUGAGUGUGUAAAUUAAGGGCACACCUGGCGAAGCACUAAAAAUAAAUACCAGCAAAAUGAUACACGUUGGCGACAACUCGUGGAAUCUGCGCAUCUGCAUCACAGAUCUGGCGCUGGAGCGCACAAUGCGCGUGCGCGGCGAUCAGCAUUUGGGGAGCAUUAUGCUGCAGUUGGUGGAUCCUGAGAAUCCCAAGGAUUGGUCGGAUCAUGCACUCUACUGGCCGGCGAAGAACAUUUGGCUAACAAGGACACGCGCAACUCUGGAUCAAUGUGGUGUCCAAGCGGAUAGUUUGCUCUACUUUACGCCCAUGCACAAAAUAUUGCGGGUGCAGCUGCCGGACUUGCGUUAUCUGGACUGUCGUGUCGAUUAUUCGGUCAAGACAUUUGCUGCUGUGCUGAAUCUCUGCAAGCAGCUGGACAUUCGCUAUGCGGAGGAGUUGUCGCUGUGCAAGCCACUCGAAGCGGAGCAUCUGAAGAGGAACUACGCUCAGCUGCCGCAUGCCAAGCGAGUACCCAUCGCUGAACCCGAUGGCACCACAUAUUUGCAGCCAGCGCUGGAUACCAAUUCAUUUGUGCCUAUAAAUUCGUCGUUUAAUAAUGGCGGCAGCACUGGGAGCCUGGACAAACCCUCGUCGCCAGCUCUAUUCUUUUGUGCGCCGCUCUCGCCGCACAAUGCGCCCAAUGCCAAGCGAUCGCCAACGCCCACGCAUGGCGCCUGGAAGGUUAGUCAAGCAGGGUAUGCCACCUAUGAUUCGUCGUCGUCCAGUUUGGGUGAUUUCCAAGAGAACUUGGCCAGUUCACCGCGCCCGCUCAGUGCAGAGAUGCGAGCGCAGCUUUUGCGACCCAAGUCGCUGGUGGAGAAGGCUCGUCUCAAUGUGGGCUGGCUGGACAGCUCGUUGUCGCUAAUGGAGCAAGGCAUAAGGGAGUAUGAUACACUCUGUUUGCGCUUCAAGUACUACACGUUCUUCGACUUGAAUCCCAAGUAUGAUCAGGUGCGCAUCAAUCAACUGUACGAGCAGGCCAAAUGGUCCAUAUUGAAUGAGGAACUCGACUGCAACGAGCAGGAGACGCUCAUGUUUGCAGCGCUACAGUUUCAAAUCAAUCAUCAGCUGGAUAUGCAGCCACUUUUAACUGCCGUGGACUCGGGUAUAGAGACAUCGAGUCAGGAGAAUGACGACGACGACAUUGAUUCAGCAUUGAAUGAGCUGCAGCUUACAUUGGAGGGCGGUGAUCCGCAUGAGAGCAUCAAUCUCACACGCAUACCAGAACUCUCGGAUUAUUUGCGCUUCCUUAAACCGCAACGCUUCCUGCUGCGCGGCUACAAACGCUACUAUUUCAUCUAUCGCGAUUUGCAUCUGUUGCUUUACAAGAAUGCUGAAGAAUCCCGACACUCUGCAUCGCCCUCAAUUCGCAUCAAUUUGCGAGGCUGCGAAGUAACGCCCGAUGUCAAUCUAGCCGAGGGUAAAUAUGCUAUUCGUCUCGAAGUCUCGCCGGAGGAUCAUCAUGGACCCAACAGCGAGGUUUGGGUACGCUGCGAGAAUGAGCAGCAGUAUGCCAAGUGGUUGGCUGCUUGUCGCCUAGCAGCCAAGGGUCGCUCUUUGGCCGACAGCUCGUAUGAAUCGGAAGUCGAUGGCAUUUUGUCGCUGCUGCAGAUGCAGCGUCCUGUGCAUGGCGUCCAUGUCAACAUUGAUCCACGCACCGUAGAUGCCGUGGAUUAUCUGUCACCCAAGAUGCUGCGUAAGCUAUCCGGGAAGGCGGUGCAACGUAUACUCGAGGCACACGCCAAUGUGCGGGAUUUGCCGCUGUUGGAGGCCAAGAUGAAAUACAUUCAGGCUUGGCAAUCGUUGCCUGACUUUGGUGUCUCGCUGUUUGUCAUCAAGUUCGAUGGACAUCGCAAGGAGGAACUGUUGGGCGUAACGCAUAAUCGCAUCAUGCGCAUGGAUCUGAGCACAGGAGAUCACAUCAAGACGUGGCGUUAUAAUACUAUGAAGGCCUGGAAUGUUAAUUGGGGAAUUAAGUGCAUGAUGAUUCAAUUUCAUGAUGAGAAUGUCGUCUUCUCUUGCCACUCGGCCGACUGCAAGGUAGUGCAUGAAUUUAUUGGCGGAUACAUUUUCAUGUCUAUGCGCUCCAAGGAUAACAAUCAGACGCUCAACGAGGAACUCUUCCAUAAACUGACGGGCGGUUGGUCGUAAAAUGUUUGUGGCGAACAUUAUUUCAAAGUUAUUUCGAAUAUUUAUAGGCAUCUUUAUUUUAUUUGUUGACAGUGGCCCAUUUUUACAAUGCUGCACUUGAUUUUUAAUGCAAUUUACAGGAUUUAUCCUUUCCACUUUUGAAUGGAUGCCUUUUUCUAAACUAAUCCCAUGGAUUUUAACUGAUUUUGUUUUUAACACAAAUCACUAGCCAGAGGCACUUUUGCCUGCCUAACCUUAAAUAACUCAGCCUUAUUCUUGGCCUUUUUGUACAACUAACUCUUAAGCAAUAAUAAACAAUUAGAGCACAUUUUAACAAAACUUACAAA
Messenger RNA from Drosophila nasuta, 2687 nucleotides. It is a transcript of the gene Fit2, whose product is annotated as Fermitin 2. Gene Ontology annotation, cellular component: cell-substrate junction. Bases 226 to 2361 code for a protein of 711 amino acids. Lineage: Eukaryota; Metazoa; Arthropoda; Insecta; Diptera; Drosophilidae. The record is from RefSeq and is a predicted model, not a curated record. Gene Ontology annotation, biological process: integrin-mediated signaling pathway; cell-matrix adhesion. Gene Ontology annotation, molecular function: integrin binding. The transcript is spliced from 2 exons.